This is a messenger RNA of Tachyglossus aculeatus (Australian echidna), 989 nucleotides long. RefSeq names its product Rieske Fe-S domain containing (gene RFESD). Gene Ontology annotation, molecular function: 2 iron, 2 sulfur cluster binding. The record is from RefSeq and is a predicted model, not a curated record. The transcript has 5 exons. The coding region runs from base 331 to 828 and encodes 165 amino acids. NCBI's taxonomy places the organism in Eukaryota, Metazoa, Chordata, Mammalia, Monotremata, Tachyglossidae.
GCCCGGCGGAGGGAGACGGACAGACAGGGGACGCGCCGGGAUGCUGUGGUGCGGCCUUGUCCGGGCCUGUGAGGCCGCGGAGGGAGACGGGCAGGGCGCGCGUUGAGGUGCUGCGGUCGGUCCUGUGAAGGUCCGGCGGAGGGGGACGGACAAGGGUCGCGCUGAGGAACUAAAGAGGCCGCAGAGGAAAAAAAGUAUGUUUAACAGGAUCCAUCAAGAGGACUCACAAACCUCCCAUGACCAGCCGAAGGACCCAAGAGGUGUGGCCGAAAAUUCUUAGUCCCGCAGUUUUGUGCCAAGCAGAGUUCCUGAGCUCCAGUAAAGGGAAACAUGGAUCGGCAGGGCUCCGACCAAGAUUCUGUUACGCUGGAAGACUAUUCUCCUGUCUGUGUAGGGCAGGAAGCCGACCUUAAAAAAUUGGAAAGAAAAACAGCCAUGGUCCAUAACAGAGAAGUUGUUGUUUUCUACCACAAAGGAGAAUUUCAUGCCAUGGAUAACCGCUGUUACCAUGCUGGGGGACCUCUCCAUUUAGGAGAAAUAGAGGACUUCAAUGGACAGUCAUGUAUUGUUUGCCCGUGGCAUAAAUAUAAAAUUACUCUGGCAACAGGAGAAGGAUUAUAUCAAUCAAUAGAUCCCAAGAAUCCAGCAGCAGUUCCAGAAUGGUGCUCCAAAGGAGUGAAGCAAAGGAUUCAUGUUGUGACCGUAAAGAACGGAAAUGUUUACGUGACUCUUUCAGAUACAAGUAUUGCGUAUGACUCGGAUUAUUAUGCUUCUGAAAAAUAUAAACAACUGCUAAUUUCUAAAAUGCUUAAACAAGGAAGUGCCUAAUCUCAAAUUUGGCAAUAACAAACAAGUAUUUCUAUAGAUGUGGAACAUUUCUAUACACAAGGCACUGGAAAAAACAAUCAAUCAGUCUGGCAUUACCUUUUUUUAACAAUGGAAAGUAUAGUUCUGAAAUGAAUAAACAUGAACCUGAUGUAGAAUCUGAA